AUGGAACAUCGCGUCGGCGCCGUCGUGACGAGGCCCUGUCUGGCACACCGCUGGUCAGCCGGUUGGUGGUGGAACGUCGCAUCGGCAUCGUCGAGACGAGGCUCCGCCUGGUACGCCGUUGAUCUGCCGGUGGGAUGGAUCUCCGAAUUGACACCGUCGACACGCGCCCAUCUGGUGCACCGUAGGAGACCGCAGGCUUGCGGCAAUGCCGUAAGCCAUUGGCAAAUUCGAUUCGUUCUUCCACUGCCAAAAAAACUCGUGGCCCACAGUGGAGUUCGGCCGCGCCGGCACAUCAAGCAGCCCCUAUUCAGGGGUCAGGGCACUGCUUCCUUCGGGGGGGCCUGGAAAAGCUGACCUAAAAAUUGCUGGGGAACCACGUCGUCUGCUGGCGCACCGUGGUCGCAGACGCAAAACUCACGGUCGAAACAAUCAAACGCGAAACAACAACAACAACAACCAUACUCAUUCUCCUCAUCCUACCUCUUCUACCUCUACCUCCGUCUAUUCUUCUGCCUAUUCUUCUCCUUCGUCAUCUUCUUCUCCACCUCCUUCCCAUCGCCCCACUCGUUUUCCCCAGACUGGCAGGGUGAGCCCGCUCACUCUGGCAGCCUGGAAUGUUCGUUCCCUUUUAGACAAUCCGAGGAGCAACCGACCGGAACGGAGGACGGCGCUAGUGGCACGAGAACUGGCGCGCUACAAGGUGGACAUCGCCGCACUCAGCGAGACCCGAUUCUCCGAACAAGGCCAACUGGAGGAGGUGGGUGCCGGUUACACCUUCUUCUGGAGUGGUCGACGCAGGGCAGCGCGACGAGACGCGGGCGUCGCCUUCGCCAUCUGGACCGACAUCGUGGGACGACUGCCCUGUUUGCCGCAGGUAUCAACGAUCGCCUGAUGAGCCUCCGCCUGCCUCUCUGGGGAGGCAAAUUCGCCACCAUCAACAGCGCCUACGCUCCGACGAUGACCAACCCCGACGCCGUCAGAGACAAAUUCUACGAGGACCUGCACGCCCUCUUGGCGACUGUGUCGAAGGCGGACAAGUUGAUUGUCCUUGGCGACUUCAACGCCCGCGUCGGCACAGACCAUACUGCCUGGAGAGGAGUGCUGGGUCCCCACGGUCUCCGCGGCUCCAACGACAGCGGCCUGCUUCUCCUCCGCACCUGCGCAGAACACCGCCUCACCCUGACGAAUACCUUCUUCUGUCUGCCGGUGCGAGAGAAGGCCACCUGGAGGCAUCUUCGGUCGCAUCAGUGGCACCUGCUGGACUAUGUCCUCGUCCGGAGGCGAGAUCAGCGGGACGUGCUGGUGACGAAGGCGAUCGCGGGUGCUGACGGGUGGACCGACCAUCGCCUCGUCAUCUCGAAGAUGCGUAUUCGCCUACAGCCUCGCAGGAGACCACAAGGUAAGCGACCCCCAGGUAAGCUGAAUGUUGCUUUGUUGUCUUUGUCUGCUCACUGUCUCCAUUUCAGCAAUGAGCUAGCUCAACGGCUAGACAACCUUCCUAUCGCUGCCGCCGCCGACGACGCCGCCGCCGCUGCCGAGAACGCCUCCGUGGAGAACCGCUGGUGUCAACUGCGUGACACGGUCCAGUCGACGGCGCUCGCCGUCCUCGGUCGCGCUCCCCGCCAACACCAGGACUGGUUCGACGACAACGACGCUGCCAUCAGAAAUCUACUUGCCGAGAAGAACCGCCUACACAAAGCCUACGUAGAGCACCCAACAGAGGGCAACAAAGCUGCCUUCUACCGCAGUCGCCGACAGCUUCAGCAACGACUGCGCGAGAUGCAGGACGCCUGGACUGCUCGCAAAGCUGAGGAGAUCCAAGGCUACGCGGACCGCAACGAAUGGAAGAACUUCUUCUCCGCGAUCAAAGCUGUCUACGGUCCGCCGACGAAGGGCACUGCUCCUCUCCUCAGCGCCGACGGCAGCACUCUCCUGACUGAGAAGACGCAAAUCCUGCAGCGAUGA
Spirometra erinaceieuropaei is the source of this 1965-nucleotide messenger RNA. The record is from the annotation of a GenBank genome assembly. NCBI's taxonomy places the organism in Eukaryota, Metazoa, Platyhelminthes, Cestoda, Diphyllobothriidea, Diphyllobothriidae.